Messenger RNA from Emiliania huxleyi CCMP1516, 1677 nucleotides. RefSeq lists its product as hypothetical. Bases 1 to 1677 code for a protein of 558 amino acids. The transcript has 2 exons. Gene Ontology annotation, biological process: activation of GTPase activity; nucleocytoplasmic transport. Lineage: Eukaryota; Haptophyta; Isochrysidales; Noelaerhabdaceae. Gene Ontology annotation, molecular function: GTPase activator activity; small GTPase binding. The record is from RefSeq and is a predicted model, not a curated record. Gene Ontology annotation, cellular component: cytosol; perinuclear region of cytoplasm; nucleus.
AUGAUACGGGUGCCGGACGCGCCCUCUUCGCUCGCCAUGAUACGGGUGCCGGACGCGCCCUCGUCGCUACGCUGGGCCCUCUUCGUAUGCUGCGCCCUACUCGCUACGCUGGUUGGGCUGGUUUGCAUUGCGUCAGAUCCAGCGUCGCUCGAGCGCGAAGCCGAGAACGGUGCGGCUGAGGACGGUGAGCACGGGCCGCCGGGUUGGGCCCUGGCCGCGCCACUCGCGUUCCUAGACUGGGCUCUGGCCGUGUACGCCACCCUCCUGGACGCCCCUCGCGCCGCCGCGUGCGUCCUCUCGCUUGGCCUCUGGUGCCCGCCCUCCUAUCCGGACGCUUCCUCGCUCGUCGUCGUGAAGGACUUUUGGAACAGCAAGCUCGGCCAGCUCACUAUCCACGCCGGGCAGCCGUGGGGAAGUGAGAAGGAGCGUGGUCCGCAGUUUAUCGCCAUCUCCGCCGACGCCGCGCCGCCGCCCGACACUGUGCCUGUCUAUGACUGGUGGAGCGCCCGGCAGCGCCAGCUCACCUUCCAUGCGGGCGAGCCGCGGCCGGGCGAGGAGAGGCACGCCGUGCAGUUCUUCGCGUACCCGGCGGACAGGUCGCCUCCGUGGGGCACGGUGGCGGUGUACGAGUUCUCCAACUCCAAGCUGCGCCACAUGACCGUCCAUCCGGGCGAGCCGUGGCCCGACGAGACGCGUGGCGAGAUGCUCUUCCACGCACUGCCACCUCCCGAGCAGCCGCACCGUGCACUGUCGAGCCUCGCCACCACUGACCGACAGCCAUCCAUCCUCGACCACCUCGCCUCGGACCUUCUCCUCCACAUCUUCCGCUGCGUGGUGGGCAACUCUCCCGACCCGCUUAUCCCACCAUGUGUCGCCGCCUUUGCGCUCACUGCCACGUGUCGUCGCCUGCAUGAAGUGCUGAGGCCAGCGCUGCGCCUGCUAAAAGGGAGAUACCUCGGCGUGGGCGCGCUAUGCCUCAAGCUCCAGCUGCGUCGCCGGCAGCUGCACGGUGCGACCCUUCUGCAGCCCCCCAAGGCUGGCAUGCCCCUCGCCGCGUCCGAUCUUGCCAGCCUGGGGCGUCUCAUUGAGGGCGGGUCGCUCGUCGCUCUCGAGGGGCUCAGCCUGUACAAGCAGCACGUGGGCGGGCCAGACAUGCAGCCCGUCAUCGAGGCGCUGGCCGUCGCUGCCAAGCGGAGGUCAUCUCUGCCGCGUCUCCGCGCGCUCAACCUAGGCGGCAACAGCCUGGGGGACGAGUUCUGCACCGGGUUCGCGACGGCCCUCUGCUCUGGCGCUGGCGCUACUGCAGCGCUGCCGGCUUUGACGAUCCUCGAUCUCUCCAGCAACAUGAUCACCAGCCAAGGGUUUGCGCUGAUUGUCCCCGCGCUCGGCGCGCUGGGAGGGCUUCGACUCCUGUCCCUCGCAAACAACGAGCUCGACGACACCGGGCUGCUGGCGCUGCUCGGUGCAGCGAGCAGCCCCGGCCUCCGGUCGCUGGAGGUGCUGCACCUCCACGGCAACGUCGGGAUCUCCGACGAAGGCGUCGAUGCGCUCGCCGCCGCUCUUCGCGCCGGAGGCCUCCCCGCGCUCAAAACGCUCGAGAUGCCGGAGCAACACGAGGAGCACCAGGCGAUCCUGAUUUCCUGCUCGGAGCGAAAGGUCCGGUGCUUCUUUUGGUGA